Molecule: messenger RNA, 2034 nt
Organism: Nymphaea colorata (pocket water lily)
Lineage: Eukaryota; Viridiplantae; Streptophyta; Magnoliopsida; Nymphaeales; Nymphaeaceae
Product: chlorophyll(ide) b reductase NOL, chloroplastic
Exons: 12
Coding region: 51-944 (297 amino acids)
Molecular function (GO): oxidoreductase activity
Source: RefSeq, a predicted model, not a curated record
AUAUAUUGGUUUUGGCGCUAGCGUUAUCGCUUCCGAAUUCUGCAACUACGAUGGCUUCCCUCCAUUUACCGACUCUCUCCCCCUUCGUUUCUCCUCCCAAUUUCAAGCCAGAUCGGCUGCAGUUGGUCUCGGUGCUCCCAAACCCUUCGAUCAACCGUCACCUCCGCGGGUGUAGCGGAUUUUUCCCCGUUGAAAACCGUCCUAAAAUCGAAGAAUUAGGAUCACGGAGGAACGUGAGGGCAGAAUCGGGAACGAGGGAACCAAUGGUUCCUCCCUACAAUGUGCUGAUCACCGGUUCAUCUAAAGGAAUCGGGUAUGCUCUUGCUAAAGAAUUUCUGAAAGCUGGUGACAACAUCAUAAUAUGCUCCAGAUCAGAAGAACGUGUUGAAUCGGCAGUCCGGAAUUUGAGAGAGGAGUUCGGACAGCAUGUGUGGGGUACAGUUUGUGAUGUUAGAGAGGGAGGUGAUGUCAAGGCAUUAGUUUCUUUUGCACAAGAAAAACUCAACCACAUAGAUGUAUGGAUAAACAAUGCUGGAUCCAAUGCAUACAGCUACAAACCAUUGACAGAGACAUCUGAUGAAGAUCUCAUGGAGGUUGUUACUACAAAUACACUUGGUUUGAUGCUCUGCUGCAGAGAGGCAAUCAAAAUGAUGGCGAGCCAACCACGUGGAGGUCAUGUUUUCAACAUCGAUGGUGCUGGUUCAGAUGGAAGGCCAACUCCUCGUUUUGCUGCAUAUGGGGCUACAAAACGUAGUGUGGUGCACCUGACGAAGUCCUUACAGGCUGAGCUACGAAUGCAUGAGAUUAAUAACGUUAUGGUGCAUAACUUAUCGCCUGGGAUGGUCACAACUGACCUUUUGAUGUCAGGGGCUCUUACAAAGCAGGCAAAAUUUUUCAUUAAUGUCCUUGCUGAGCCUGCAGAUGUGUGUUUGGAAGGACACUGAUAAGAUACAAAGUUUAUUUCGAUGCCAUCUUGUUGGGAGGAGUCCAGUCCCAUACUAAUCAAAUAUACUUGCAAAAGCUGCCAACAAUAGGUCUGCCGAACCACUCCACGGGUGGUUAUUCCAGACCAUAGACUCUCCAAAAGGCAGCGAAAACAAAAUAUUAUGUACGAUGCUGGCCAGCUCAGCCUAUUGAAUUCGGCAUCAUUUAUAGCAGCCAUUUGCGAAUGGUGGAAGAUGAUUCAGUUGUUCACUCCCUUUCAUAUUUUUAUUGAAUUUGAUCCUCUAGAAAGGGCUGUUAGAUGCAAUGAUGAUCUAUCCAUCACUCUAGCAUCUAGAUGCUAAUUUGAGGGCACGGAUGCUCCUUUCUGUGCAGGAAGUUCCCGCAUAUAGAACCUCACACCCGCUGUUUUUUUUCAUAACAAAAGCACGCUUCGGAUGAUUUCCAAUUUCUCUAUCUUCAGCUGUACACGUUGAUGUUAGCUUCAGCGUCCUGACAAAUAGCUCCUAAAUAAGCCAGAUAUCUUGUGUGAGCUUAUCAUCUUGGUCUUUCCUUCUGCUAGAGGAAGAUCGGAUAACACUAGAGCCACACUUCCGUCUUAGCAGAGCGGAUGCUUCUCUCUUGACGAGCAAUGUUGCUGAUAUAUUACUAUGGAGAAGGUCGAUGUUUAGCAUCGGAGACUAUUUUUUGUGUAUUUCUUGACUGACUUCAACAUCUAAUGCCCAAUAUUCGCAAGUUCCUGAUCAUGACCACAUCGAUACCCUCAUGGAUCAUUUGACAAUAGAUAUACUAAAAAACUGUUGGCAAUUCAUCGAUCCAUCGAAUGCUGAAACAUAAUCUUCUACGAAUUGCCAUAACCUUUUAGGGCAGAUUAAUGGAACAAUUUGUUGUCAUUCUCAUUACCAAAUGGCCCUUCAGCUAACUAACCAGAUCCCUGGUAGAUAUUUUGGGUGUUUGUUUCUCACUUAUGUUCGAUUUGAUGAUGGUUUGAAGGUUUUCCUUUUUCUAUUGCAUCAGGAGAGGUCAUCUCAAAUGAACUUUUGAUGGCGCGCUUUUACCAAUAUUGCUAAAUCAUUAGUGUGGCACUUUAUU